AUGGGGGCAGUAGAGCGCCCAGAGACAACAGGCGGGUUUGCCGACUUCGAUGCAGGUCACCGAGAUCUGGUAGCUGUGACCAAGUACAACUAUUAUGCAAAUCGGCUCCUCACAGCAUCUUUGGACCACCGAAUGAAAGUCUGGGACCUCAAAGAUGGUCAAUGGCAGCUCGUUGAUACCUGGACUGCCCACGAUGCCGAGAUUCGCGAUGCUACAUGGAACGGUCCCUUCACAGGCCAACAUAUCGCCAGUAUUGGAGAGGAUAUGAGACUGAAGAUCUGGCAGGAAGAUGUAACGCAAUCUCCUGGAUCAGGUCGGCGUUUCAGAUCGAUCUUUCGCUUAACAGCGCCUCAUCGACAUCCCUUUGUGUCCCUGGACUUCCGCAACAUUGACCUGGAGUCAUGGCUCGCCGUUAUCACGCGUGAUGGCUACUUGAUGAUCUUGGAACCCGUCAGCCCAGAUAGCCUGGCGGACUGGCAGACUAUCGACCAGUUCCGGGUCUGCGCAGCACCCGAGCGUGGCGAGGAGACAAGCUUCAAGGUUCAAUUCCAUCAUGACUCCGCCGAUAUUACACACACAAUUCUUCCAGAUUCAGAUCGAAAGAGUCUGUCACUUGUGGUGGCAGCCAUGGACACGGUCAAAAUCUAUCGUACUGACUCAAACCGGCGCUUCUACCACGCAAUCGAGCUGAACGGACACCAUGGCCUCGUCAGGGAUAUCUCUUGGGCACGUGGCUCAGUACGAGGCUACGAUCUCAUCGCAAGUGGCGGCAAAGAUGGACAGAUCCGCAUCUUUGAAGUCUACACAACCACCACCAAUCAAGGAUCUCAAGCUCCAAGUUCUCGAAAAGCCGAACGGCGCCAGCAGCAAUCAUCCUCGACACGAACGACGACCCAGUCUGGCAUAGGAAGUGCUCUCGCAAAUCGCACACCCAAUUCAACCUCUAGCCGCCAGGCUACCGGAGACUCUCAGUUCCGCCAUUCGUUCAAACAGGUGGCGUGUCUUGAUAGUAAGCACCUUGAUAUCUGGCAGGUGGACUUCUCCUUUGCUGGCGAUUCCUUGAUGUCCUCAGGCGAUGAUGGCGCCGUUCGGUUCUGGAAAAAGUCGUUGUCGGGAGAAUGGCUUGAGUUUGCUGAGACUGGUAUGGCAACUCAGUGA
Molecule: messenger RNA, 1158 nt
Organism: Penicillium cataractarum
Lineage: Eukaryota; Fungi; Ascomycota; Eurotiomycetes; Eurotiales; Aspergillaceae
Product: putative nuclear pore protein (SEH1)
Exons: 3
Coding region: 1-1158 (385 amino acids)
Biological process (GO): cellular response to amino acid starvation; positive regulation of TORC1 signaling
Cellular component (GO): nuclear pore outer ring; Seh1-associated complex
Molecular function (GO): protein binding; structural molecule activity
Source: RefSeq, a predicted model, not a curated record